Molecule: messenger RNA, 2283 nt
Organism: Cryptococcus amylolentus CBS 6039
Lineage: Eukaryota; Fungi; Basidiomycota; Tremellomycetes; Tremellales; Cryptococcaceae
Exons: 7
Coding region: 1-2283 (760 amino acids)
Cellular component (GO): nucleus
Molecular function (GO): histone deacetylase activity
Source: RefSeq, a predicted model, not a curated record
AUGGCGACCCCCCUGGGUCUCUUUAUUCAGCCUGCUUGUCUCCAGCACAAGUACAUCCGCCACCCAAAUGCCUCACAUAUCUUUGAGCGCCCUGAACGUCUCAGAGCUGUCCUUCUCGGCGUGGCAGCGGCAGUAGCCAGACUCGAACAAGUGUCCCCUCAAGCAGGCCAGGAGGCUUCUUCCGCAAACGACGACCUGUCCAAACUCCUAUCCUCUCUCUCGAUCACCCAAUCUCCAUCUCAGCCCACUCCCCAUCUCCACCUAGUCUCUGCCCCGCCUUUACCAUUCAAACCGGGAAACAUUCUUCUCCACCACCCCGCCGUUCAGGUUGCCCACUCUCCUGUAGGUGAAGCGCCUUUCCCAUAUAUCGGCGAGGGAUCGGCAGGCGGCGCGGGGGUGGGCUGGCCCCAGUCAGACUAUCUGAAGGAUCUUGUCAAGUGGUGUGAAGGAGCCGUGGAAAGAAUAAAAGAGACGGGGUGCGAGAUACCAGAGGGAAUGGGGUUGAACCCAGGGGAUCUGUAUCUUGGGCCUGGGAGUAUUGUGGCUGUCGAGGGGGCUAUUCAAACAGUAUGCCAAGCGAUUGAUACCGUUUUUAUGUCUUCAAAACAAGCCCCCCGGCAAGGACCAACAACGCCCCCCGUCUCGCCACCUUCGUCAGAAGCACUGAAUCUGCAAAAAGCUUUCUGUGUGAUCAGACCACCAGGUCAUCAUUGUGGGGAAGAUGCUCCAUCUGGGUUCUGUUACAUCAACAAUGUCGUCACUGGCGCUAUGCACGCGUAUCUCCAACAUGACGUUGAUCGUGCUAUCAUCAUCGACUUUGACUUGCACCACGGGAACGGCACUCAGGCUCUCGUUAUGCCUCUCAAUGCCGCAGCGGAAGUUGAAGAUAUCCAAAUCAGGGCUGGCAAGCCUCCCAUGAUGCGAGGUAAGGAUGGACGGGUCAGGAGGGGCUGGAAAGGAUUCUACGGCUCAGUGCAUGAUAUCUAUAGCUACCCUUGCGAGGACGGCGACCUAGAUCUCAUCCGCGACGCUUCCAUCUCUCUCGCCGCCCACGGCCAACAUAUCGAAAACAUCCACCUGAAACCAUACGCUUCCGAAGCCGAUUUCUAUGAGCGGAUCUACCCGCUCUAUCUGGCUCUAUUGGACAAGGCGAGGGUAUUCAUGGAAGAGGAAGAGGCGAGGCCGGGCAGCACGGUGAUCUUUAUCAGUGCGGGAUUUGAUGCUUGUGAAUGGGAGCACGAGGGGAUGCAAAGACACCAUAGAAGAGUUCCUGUUUCCUUCUACUCGAGAUAUACCCGCGCCAUUGCAGCGUUUGCCAAUAAGUAUACCAACGGCAGAGUUGUCUCUGUCCUCGAGGGCGGCUAUAGCGACAGGGCUUUGACAAGCGCUGCUAUGGGACAUAUAGUAGGCAUGAGAUCGGCUGGAGAGGGUCAGGAUGGCAAGCUCCCUGAAGACUGCGAUGCUUGGUGGACAGAAAAAGAGUUGAUCAACCUGGAAAAGGCUGGCAAGAAGAAGCGAGGCGCCACCUCCAAACUAGCCCCCCUCCCCUCCGAACUCGCUCAACAUUCUCAUCUUGUCCGCACCCACUCCCUCCUCUCCACCUUUGAAGGCCAAUCCAUCGAAGUGACCCCUGCUCCGUCCACUGAAGGUACACCGCAAGGACGCACGAGAAUGGCACUAAGGGAACGGAGGCCUGUGGCGAGCACUGAGGGGACGCCUGUGGCUCCUAAACGAGGCGCGAGAGGGAAGGUACAGACGACACCGGGAUCGAAGCUGAGAGGCGACGCUACGGUAGAGCCUUCUCCAGCCAAGCCUCUCGUCGAGAGCACAAAUACGUCCCCGAGUGACGCCACAAAGGUUGCGCCUGGGACCGAGGUUGUACCAUCGCAAAGAGAUUCAGCCCAUCCUGCGGCAGAACGGCCUCUCGAGAAAUCGGAAGACGGGUUGGACGGGGCCGUGGAAGGUUUGGCAAAUGUUUCAUUGGGAGCUACUGCCGAUACAAACCCCGCGCCUCUCGUUGCCCGAAAUCAAACAUUUCAGCCUGAAACACAGUCCCAGCCUGCCCCAAAGAUUAUCCUGCGUAUCCCAGCACGCUCCUCAUCCAGCUCUCCUUCUCCGUCCCACAAAGGUCUUGAUUCCAGUGACCAGGAGGUACCUUUGGUCAAAACUGAAGCAGAGCGACUUGAAAUAGAACAGCCUGUUGCAGAAGCCGCAUCUUCAACACAGGGACCGACUAUGCUCCGCUUCAAGAUGCCACAGGUGUUUCCUCCUGCCGCAGAAUGA